UUGAUCAACAACGCUCAACGCGGCCACAAAGUUCUCCACCCUCCAUUACCUCUUCGAGCACCCCGACAACGGCACAAUGAGUGCCAUACGAUCAAAUUCUGCUCGACGCAACCACAGGUCAUACUUAUCCUCGCCGUAUGCUCGUCCAGGUCAAAAGAAAUCAGUACGUUUUGCUCUGGGGAAUUUCCAACGUUCUCAGCGCGUUGAACCCUCUCAAACUGUUUGGCCUGUCUGAAGAGCGGCCCGAAUCACCUCCCGAAUCAGAACAGGAUGUUAAUGAUGCAGAGAGUGGCGCAACGGACUACCAGAAUCCAGCUGCCGAGACCCUGCGAAGAAGGGGCGAGGAGAUAGCGAGUCGUGCGGCGGACGAUUCCGGGAGCUCAAAUAACUCUCAGAUGGAUGAUUCCCCCGACCAUGCAGCAGAACGACCGCCGUCAAGUUCUGCACCUCUCUCGUCCCCUUCUAUAGAGGAAAUCAACGAUGUUGGUUCCGCUCUUGAUGCUAUUCGCGCCUUCUUGGCCACCAAAGGGACAGAUCCCCUCAAUAGAGUGGAAUAUGCGGGUUGCAUGUCCCUACUUGGAAAAUCUACUAUACCAACAGUCGAUGUCCCUCGUGAACCAUUCCGUUUCUCGACAAGCCCUUUUCCUACGCCACCGCGCGAACCCGUCCCCAUUGUCACUCCCAGUGCUUCCUUUGCAAUACCAACUGCAUCCGCUUCUUCCAGCACUGUGAAUAGUUCCACAGGCCCGACGCCUUCCAAGAUGUUGUCUCAUAAUCCUAACGGAAACCUCCGAUGGAAUGGUGCGGGAUCCGCUCGGAAAGGCAGGAAUCGUUACUCAUCUCCCGGCUUUGGCACUACGCGACCUCCACGCAUGAAGAUAAACAUCCCACCAGCUAAGCCGGAAGCAAAGAAGAGGCGCGUCGGUGAGAGUGCUCAGGCCUCUUUCGCUCAACCUGCUGGUGCCACCACCUCGUAUACACCUACUCCUGCUGCAGAGACCUUACCGAAGGCAUCUCAUGAACCGACUGCGAGCACAUCCACGGCUCCUACCGCGAGCGCCUCGACGUCUCGUUUAAACGGUGCGGCAGCACCAGCGCCACCCAGUACGCCUCCCCGCGUAAAGCCUACUGGUAUACCCCCGAAAACAACUGCGCCGUCCGUCCCGUCUCCUCUUCGCCAUGCCUGGAAACAAAAGGAGUCUCCUUCCCCGCCACAACCGGCUACUUCCUCAAAGGCGACCCACGCUGCGGUCUACAUGACAGACUUAAUCAAGGGCGUCUCUCAACCAAUCAGAGCUGAAGUCCUGAACCCAUAUCAGUCAUCCAGCCCGGUUCCUUUGAAACCUACCACGAAGAAACCUGUGGCUAAGAGGCCAAGGCCGGUGAGAGCAGCCGCACCCGAGACCAGGGUUGCAACGGCUGAGGCUAAGAAGGACUUUGAGCCAUUAAGCCCGCAGAAAAUCAUUGAAGCUACCGUCCCUAAGGGUAGCAAGCGCUCACGACCACCUCCAGAGUUGCAAAAAGCCAGACCCGCUGCCGCCGCAGAGGCACCUCAGGUUCCUCGUCGCAGCUCUCGUUUGAACUCGCACUCACCAGAGCCCGUUCCACCAACUAUGAACGGGAUAAAUGGACGGAGAAAGAUGCCCCCCGUAAUCGUUGAAGAAGUCGAGGAAGAGGAGCGUCCCUCGCCAAAGAAGCAGAAGAUGGCAAAUGGCACUUCCCCGCCCCCCGCUCCAACAGUCGUUAUCGAGGAAAUGCCUGAUGUGGAGAUGACUUAUACUGCAAAGACAACUAAGCCUUCUCAGGUUGUUGAGCCAGAAGAGACUGACAUGAGGCAACGGAGCACUUCUCCUACCACGACUACUGCUUCCUUCAUGCCCAGUGGCCCUUCUCGACCGCCGUUCGGUUUGAAGACGUCCGCGCCAAAGGCACCUUCAAAGUUGCGAUUCAGUUUCCAGGCUGAUAAAGAGGAAGAAGAGGCAGAGAAGGUUACACAGAAGCCAUUUGCUGCCCCUGCCCAAGCUCCGUCUCGCUUCCCGACUGUACCGUCCUUUGCCCCGCCUCCCGCUCCUCCUCGCUCUGCAUUCACAUUCGCACCUCCAGCGCCAUCGGCUCCCUCCAUCUCAGUUCCGACGCCUUUUCAAGCGGCAGCAUCAGCUGCACCCGCACCACAGAAACCUGCACCAAAGAAGCCAGCACCAAAAACGAAGGAGGAGGUUCGGGCAGCCGUGUUGGCGAUGCCUGUCACGGAGCUACCGACAUUCUAUUUCGAUAUCCCAACUUCGUCCCCUGGAGCAGGCCCGGGUCCCAGUUCGCAGAAAGCGCGCCAAGCUGCUCUUGCAGUGCCCAAAUCAUCCUUGCCUUCCUUUGAUUUCUCGCGACCUGUCAAGGCUCCUGCCCCUCAGGUCAACGGAUUCAACUGGGCCGCUGCUGGUAUGAAGCCAUCGACUUCAGCACCGGGUUCAUGGCAAUGUCCCGACUGCAUGGUGAACAACUCGGCGACUGCAAAUAAAUGCAUCUCUUGUGAGAAAGAGAAACCUGGAAAGUCUGCUGCGCCUCCGCCGACUUCAGGUGGUUUCAAUUGGGCUGCUGCUGGCAUGAAACCUCCUGCCGCUGCUCCGGGUAGCUGGAAAUGUUCAACGUGCAUGUUGGAUAACUCUCCAAGUGCAACCACGAAGUGUUCACACUGUGAGACGGACAAGCCAGCACCAGCUGCCCCAGCUCCCGCGACUACCGGGUUUAAUUGGGCCGCGGCGGGUUUGAAGCCACCUACUGCUGACCCGAACGUCUGGAAAUGUUCUCAAUGUGAUUCCUCCAACUCACAAAGCGUGAAGGACAAGUGCACGGUCUGUGAUUACCCAAGACCUUGAUAGUAUAUCCCGGUUCCUGUCAUGUCGUCAAAAUGUUUUCUUAUUCUUUUCGCUUUGUAUCAUUUGUUGUUUCUUCUUUUACCCUCCAUUCUUAUCCCCUUACAUUUUGCUCUUCGAAUCACUCCAAUGUCUGAUUACAUUAGUAUCUAAUGUACAUACGAAUAAGUGCACAUCGGUUGUCCGUAGCCAGUACAUAGUGUACAAAGAAUCAAUCCCUGAAGGAAAAGCCAAAAAAAACCUUGGCUUUUCUCAUCCUCCUCGUCAUGAUGAUCCCCUCUGCCCGAAGUCCAAUCGUCGUGCGAUAGAGCGUUUCCCUUCGCUUUCAUCGUCUGAGAGUUUACGUUUCAGCUUAUUUGGAGGAUUUGCCUUCACGCCAGGGCCAGGACCGCUGAAGUCUACGUUCCCCUCGACUUCCUCUAUGAUUAUAUGGGACUCUUUCUUCACUGGUUUCGGAAGUUUGGAGGGAUGCGAUGGGUAUGGGAGUGCAAAGAAGUAAGGAUGAUUGAGUGCCUCUUUCGCACUUAUUCGCUUCUUGGGGUCAUAUACUAGGCACUUGUUCAAGAGGUUGAGACAGUCAGCACUAGCGGCAGUGAAAAGGUCCCGUAGUGGUGUUUUGGGAAAUUGGCCUAGUGGAACGUAGUCAGGUAAUUUCGUAUGACCCUGUUGAACAAGUCUUAGUCAUGGGUUCAAAAUGAUCACAGAGAAUCGAGCU
Messenger RNA from Somion occarium, 3582 nucleotides. NCBI's taxonomy places the organism in Eukaryota, Fungi, Basidiomycota, Agaricomycetes, Polyporales, Cerrenaceae. The record is from the annotation of a GenBank genome assembly.